ACCUGACCACCGGCGUGACCUACGAGGGCUACGGCUACAAGUACCUCGACCUGCUCCGCACCCACACCACCGAAGGCGGACCGGUCCUCAUCGACGGCGACGCCGACUUCGACGGCGACCUCGACAGCGACGAUGUCGUCGCUUUUGUCGAGGCGUGGGGCGCCGAAUACCUGCACGAAGGCGUCCGCGUCGGCGGGUACGCCAGCCGCACCUCGAUGCCUGAUUUCAACUACGACGGCGUCGUCGAUUUCGUGGACUGGUUUUACGUCCGCGCCAACGUCCCCGACGCCGCGUCGGCGGACCUGCUGGCGUUGCUCGAGGUUCCCGAGCCCGACGCCGGCUUGCUCAUCGGCGUCCUGAUCGUGACGGCUGCGAUGGGACUAUCGACACGCGGCGAUGUUAGCCGCUCCGACAGCGGCGGAUACCGACUCGGAGGCUUUACGCUCGUCGAGCUGCUGGUGGUGAUCGCUAUCAUCGGCAUCCUGGUGGCCCUGCUGCUGCCGGCGGUGCAAGCGGCCCGUGAAGCGGCGCGGCGUACGCAGUGCGUCAACCAGAUGAAACAGCUCGGCCUCGGGGCGCUGAACUAUGAAUCCACGAAGGGGGAGUUCCCACCCGGCGCGAUGGCCUACGGCACAUGGGGAGUUCUCCCUGCCAACCGGCCUCAAGUCCCUUUUCUGUGCCCCAACGAAGACUGCAACGGCACUAACUGGGCGAUCGAACUAUUGCCGUUCCUUGAGCAGCAGCAGAUCAACGACUGGUACGACCAAACUGAGCACAAUUUCGAAGAAGGCGAUCCCGACGGCGACGGCCUCUACAACCAGCGUGUGCGUGACAUCGAAUUUGCAAUGAUGAAGUGCCCCUCCGACUUCGCGGCAAACAACCUCGACCAAGUGCCCGCGCCUGGUUCCUACAAAGCAAUGGCAGGCGUCAUCACACAACUACCAGGCGGAGCGUGGAUCAAUUGGUCGAGCCCCAAGGGGCCGCCCAGCAAUCCAGCGAUGGCCGUCAUUAAGCAAAACUACCGCUAUCGCGGGCUGCUACACGCUGUCGGCGCCUACAACGUCCAGCCCGAGAAGAUGAAGAACGUGAUCGAUGGCGCCAGCAAGUCGUUAAUGAUCGGUGAGUACCACUGGGAAGGUGACGGCGACCCUGAACCAGUAUGGUGGGCCGUGACCCAUCGAAACUUCAAUAAAGGAGAGGCGUUUGCCGACCCACUCUUGCGUUCAGGCAACCUGGAUCACUGUAGAAGGAACAUCGUCACGGCGCCUGAGUCCUGGGCGUGCGACCGCACCUACGGCUCAAUGCACGCUGGCGACGGCGGCAACUGGCUACGAGUCGAUGGUUCCGUGGCGUUCAUCACGACUUCGCUCGAUGGCCUACUCUACGAAGCGAUGGCCACCAUCGCCGGGGAGGAUG
This is a messenger RNA of Symbiodinium sp. CCMP2456, 1416 nucleotides long. NCBI's taxonomy places the organism in Eukaryota, Dinophyceae, Suessiales, Symbiodiniaceae. The record is from the annotation of a GenBank genome assembly.